AUGGUAUUUCAAGAUUUGCCAAGAUCCUAUGUGGUUAAGGAAUGUAGACUCAAGAUUAACAGCAAUUGUGUGAUCUCACCAACUCCUGGCAGUUACCCUGGGGCCCAGGUAUCGUUCAAAGAGAAACUGGCAAACAAAUUAAAGUCGAUGGCAUGUGCUUUGCAAUUAUGCUAUAAAUUUUGAUUAAAUACUGUACAUACUGUGUAAUAUUAAUAUUAUUAAUAUAUUAAUUCCAUAUUUUCAUUCGACUCUCUUUAGGAAGAAGCAGGACACCUUAAGAAAGACCAGCCUGUGAGAGUUAAAGUUAGUGGCGAUGGAGCCAGAAUGACAAGAUUAACUGGGUUUGUUCUCCUGAGCUUUGCUAUACUUGACAACAAAGACGAAAUUCUAACAAGCAAAGGUAUGGUCAGAUUUUAUGAUGUACCUGUAUUUUAAAUUGUAUUGUUCAGAAGAUUACAACACGGUACCCUGGUUCCAGAGGUUUAUUUUUAUUAAUUUAAAUUGCGAAUGGGAGAUGAAAAAUAAACCUCUGGUUCAAAGUGGCAAUUGAUUCAUCGAGCCGUGCCAAUCAGUUUGAAUUAUAGUCAGAUCCUGACUCUCUCCUGAUUGGCUGAUUGUAUUAAAGCUUUCUGAUUGGUUAUAGAUGUUUUAUUUGAACCAAUCAGAGAGCUUUAAUACAAUCAUCCAAUCAGGAGAGAGAGUCAGGAUCUGAUCCUAACUCAAACUGAUUGGUGCGGCUCGAUUAAUUAAUUGCCGCUUUCAACCAUAGGUUUAUUUUAAACCUUUGGAACCAGGGUGUAGAUUACAACCAACUGGCCCUAAAUUAUACCGGUCCAAUUCCUGUUUAAACAAUCCUAAAAUAUGCCCAAUUUUGGCUAAAAUUGUCUGGUGUGUGACAAAAUUACAUAGUGUGCUUACACUAGCUUAUCUUAGCCAGGGAUGGAUUAACUUAUACAAUUAUUAGUUCUUAACCCAUUAAGCAGCAAUGUUCCAGAAGUAUCCCACUAACGCCAGACGAUUUUACUCGUGAAGGGGAGCACGAAUCUUGCACUCUAAUGGGCUUAAUUAUUAGUUUAGUUUUUUUUAUUCAGGUACAAUCACAGUGGCUGUACUUGCUGCACCGGAAUCUUAUGAUACCAUCAAAAUAGGCUUCGUUGAUGCGAUAAGGGAAAUUAAUGAGGUUAUCAGGGAUGGCAAUGUGGAAAUAGAACCUGGUAACAAAAUUGCUGUCGAGAUAUUUCUUGGAGGGGAUUACAAGGUUAGGAGAAUUAUAAUUAUGAUUUACAAAAAUAUUUAAUAUGCAAGAUGGGGUGAGGGUUUUUUAUUGUUAACUAACUAAGGAUAGUGUUUUGUUAAUUCAAAAUAUAUUUCCUUAUAUUAGUGAUUUAUUGCUCAAUGAUUUAUUAGUUCUUGCUGAUUGUGUGUGGCCGGAGUGGUGCAACAUCCAUCUGUGCAUGUAUCUGGUGUAAGAUUAUUAUGUGCAUGUAUCUGGUGUAAGAUUAAGGCAAGUAAAUUACCCUGUAUCCUAUCAAUUAUUUUAUCAGCUGUAUGGCCUGUUUCUAUAAAGCAAAAUUAUUAGGAGAAAUGUCCUAAUCAUCAUUCAUGUUUUGAACACUAGUGAAUUUCAAGCUUACUGUAUUCAUUGAAGCAUCUAUCCAGUAGUGCUAUAUGUUGUAAUGUAUAUACAUGUAGUGUCAGUAGUGAAUAAAAUUUUAGUACAGUGCCCUACCUGUUCAGUGUUCAAAGCAGGGGCGUAGGAAGCACCUGGAGUUUGGGGGGGCACCGGCUUGUAGGGGCACAUUACUAUCGGAAAGGGCACCUAAAAAAUUUUUCCCGGAAAUGUUGUCGGGGGGGGGGGAGAAAUUUCUCCUGAGGAAAAUUUUCCGUCGUAUCAUACCGAAAUUUAUGUUUGUGACCUAAUUUUUUAAAAAAAUUUGUAAAUUUCCACACAAAAACGGCACCUAUUGUUUUAAUUUAGUAUUUACAGCGACAUUAGCUUCUACAAAAGGGGCACUUUUCCUCACAAAAAAGGGCACUUUUCAACACAAAAAGGGCACUUUUUAUAAAAAAAAAGGGCACUUUUAGUCCUUUAAAAAAAUUUGGGGGGGGCACGUGCCCCCCGUGCCCCCCGCUUCCUACGCCCCUGGCUUCGCCAUAUGAGCUCCACGCGUGGUUCGGGGAUUAACACGAAAUUUGUGCGGCUAAUGGCCAUAUAUAGGCCAAGGACAAAUUAAUUAAACUUUUGUUCGAUUUGGGUGAAAAUUGGAUGAGAAAUUAACAAAAUCGAAAAUUUUCCGUCUUGCUUUUCCAGACAGAGUAAACUAAAUGCAUAUAAUUAGUCCAUCUGUCCAUUGUAUAAUACACCCUUUCGGCAAUUACGUCACACAUAUUUUUGGUCUUGGAGCCUUCCUCUUAUUAGUAAUUUACUCAAGGUGAUUGGCUCACGAUUCAUGAGAGCGAGGCUUCUAGGCCAAAUGACGUAAUUAGCGAAAGGGUGUAUUUAUGCAUAAUAUCUUGUCUUAUAACUAACUGGCAGAAGCAUAUGCAGUCCGUCUGAGUGCUCUCCUGUUUAAUACUUAAUCCUUAUAGCUUAAAUUAAUUUAAUAUAUAUGGCUCGCCAGAAUCAGAAACCGGUGUGUAAAGUGACCACAAAUAAUUUUCAAAUAUCGUAUAAUAAUAGUAGUUUUUAGUAUUCGAUCUAAAAUUAUAAAUACAAGAAUUAUCUACUAAAUAAAGUAAAUUAAUAAUGAGAAACAACAUGAACUUACUUCUUUGGCCUAUAUCACUUUACAAUAUACCAAAUAUGAACCUAUUUCUGAACGUUAAACCUCGAGCAAACAACUUAAAACCAACGUGUUUAUUUCCCGCUAUUUUUCUGUCACGUGACUGUGUCUGUUCAAUGACGUAAUUACUGAUCUAUAUUAAAAUUAGCAAAACAUCCUCCACCCCAAUGAGGACAUUGUUCUCAUUCUAUUCUCCGUCCACGGGGUGUAUUACUGAGAUUUUAGUAAUAGGUCUUCGUUAAUUACCAUUUUGUGUUUUAACUGUUACAUUUCAAACUUUUCCAUCUUUACCUGGGUGAACUUCAAUAAUUCUUCCGAUCGUCCAAUUGCCUCGUACCGCAUUCGAAUCAACUAACAGCACAAUAUCGUUGACUUUGACAUCGCGUCGUUGAACAUCCCAUUUCUUUCGUGAAACUAAGCAGGGGAAGACGUCUCUGGUCCAUCGUUUCCAAAACGAGUCAAGAAUCUGUUGUAGAAAUUCAACUCUAUGACGCGGGUUCUUUGUCUUCAGGAAUGGUCUAGCUUGUGGAACAUGCGAGGAAGCUUUUCCUAAUAAAAGGUCAUUCGGACAUACGUAUGUACCAUCAUCGGGGUCGUUGAUUGGUCUACCAGUUGGUCGUUGGUUUACCAGAUUUUCUACUUCAAGCAGUACGGUGAUCAAUUCAAAUGGUGUGAGAAGGUUAUCUCCCAUAGCUUGUUUAAGGGCUAAUUUGCAACUUUUUACCAACGAUUUGGCACAUCCGUUUUGAUGUGGGGCAUUAGGUGUGGUGUAAUGAAUGCUGCAUUCUCCUUGAGUUUCUUCACAUCCCAACCUUGGAUCGUCUUUGCCAGUUCGCUCUCUGCGCCGACCAGUUGUGUUCCAUUAUCGCUCAACAUUAAUGAAUGGUAACCUCUAAUCGCGAAGAAUCUUCGGAGUACUUGAAUAAAUUCCAAUGUCGAACAGUCUGCUGCAAGUUCCAAAUGAACUGCCCGAGUAUUCAGACAAGCAAACACUACACCAUAGUGUUUAGAGGUUUUAUUUCUUCCAAUUUUGAUUUAUACGGACCGAAAUAGUCACAAGCUGUAUGGUAAAAUGGAGGCGUUUGAGGCAUCAAUCUUAUCUUCGGAAGUUCGGCCAUAACUUGCGAUUCAACCUUUGGAUGCGACUUCUUACAGUAAAUACAUAUUUUCUCUUGUCCCAAAUUUUGCGCCCGGAUAAUCCAAAAUUUUCUUCUUAUUUUCGACGCUGUCGACGCUAUUCCAGUGUGAGUAAUCUGAUGUACAUAUUUGUUAAUCAGGUAUGAAAUGUGGUGGUCCUUAGGAAGAAGACUGGAUGAUUCUUAUGAUUCCUCUGUCAUCUGUGAAUGGACUAAGCAUAUUGAACUCUUAGUUCUUAACACGUUCGUGUAACUCUUUUUGUGCUGUCUUGAUCCAACUGUCUUAACUCCUCAGCCUGUUCUAACUCAACAGCUGUUAACGGGUCGACAAUAUCUUCGGAUUUUGUUUUUAAUCGUAGAUUUCAUAUGAAUCGUAAGAUCCACGCCGUCACUCUCACCAAUCUCUUCCACGGCAGAACUGCACCUCAAAAUUUGUGCAUUAUUCACAAAAAUUGGAAUUUAAAACUAAAUUUUUAAGCAAUGUUUAAAGAUGCAGCACAGUCCGUAUGUAAAUAAAGGCAUUGUUUACAUUUCGGUAUCCAAAAUAUAGAAUUUAUUCGAAAACUAUUUAUAUUUUCAUGAAUCUAGAGUAUAAUAAAUUAUCAAGACACAACAAUCAAGCUUUGCAUGAACAUAAAAUGAAAUAAAAACGUAAAUAAACUGUUCGUAUAAUAAAAAGAGGGCUCGAUCCUUUGUGUACAUACGCAGAUCGGACUGUACAGCAUCUUUAAGCAAUCUUUGUUUAAUUUUUAACCAGUUAUAGUAAAAUUAAUGCUAUAAAUCAAGCAAUAUACGUUCGUUUACAGAUUUUAUUUUGCACCUUUAGCGCGGCGCAACGAAUAAAAUUGUUCAAAAUUAAUGUCUGUUAGUUAAAAUUAAAGUUUGCCCACCCAUAAAAGCCACAAGUAAUCGAGUAUCCAUACAGUAAAGUUUUAGCAAAUAUUGCUGCCCGGAAAAAUUGUGAAAAAGGCAAAAUUGAGAAAAGUGCCCUUUUCAAAUGGUUGCCACUGCCUCUUCACAAUGUUUCCGGCGCCCCUGCGCUGAGGACAAGGUUCCUGACGCUGAGGACAAGGUUCCUGAGGCUGAGGAGAAGGUUCCUGAUGCAGAGGACACGGUUCUUGACGCUGAGGAUCGGACAAGGUUGAGAAAAGUGCCCUUUUCAAAUGGUUGCCACUGCCUCUUCACAAUGUUUCCGGCGCCCCUGCGCUGAGGACAAGGUGCCACUGCCUCUUCACAAUGUUUCCGGCGCCCCUGCGCUGAGGACAAGGUUCCUGACGCUGAGGACAAGGUUCCUGAGGCUGAGGAGAAGGUUCCUGAUGCAGAGGACACGGUUCUUGACGCUGAGGAUCGGACAAGGUUCCUGACGCUGAGGACAAGGUUCCUGACGCUGAGGUCAAGGUUCCUGACGCUGAGGACAAGGUUCCUGACGCUGAGGAGAAGGUUCCUAAUGCUGAGGACAAGGUUCCUGACGCUGAGUACGUACAAGGUUCCUGACGCUGAGGACAAGGUUCCUGACGCUGAGAACAAGGUUCCUCACGCUGAGAACAAGGUUCCUAGCGCUGAGGACAAGGUUCCUAACACUCAGGACAAGGUUCCUGAGGCUGAGGACAAGGUUCCUGACGCUGAGGACAAGGUUCCUAACGCUGAGGACAAGGUUCUUAGCGCUGAGAACAAGGUUCCUGACGCUAAGGACGUACAAGAUUCCUGACGCUGAGGACAAGGUUCCUGACGCUGAGGACAAGGUUCCUGAGGCUGAGAACAAGGUUCCUGACGCUGAGGACAAGGUUCCUGACGCUGAGGACAAGGUUCCUGACGCUGAGGACAAGGUUCCUGACGCUGAGGACAAGGUUCCUGACGCUGAGGACAAGGUUCCUGACGCUGAGGACAAGGUUCCUGACGCUGACGCUGAGGACAAGGUUCCUGGCGCUGAGGACAGGGUUCCUGACGCUGAGGACAAGGUUUCUGACGCUGAGGACAAGGUUCCUGACGCUGAGAAGAAGGUUCCUAACGCUGAGGACAAGGUUCCUAACGCUGAGGACAAGGUUCCUAGCGCUGAGGACAAGGUUUCUAACGCUGAGGACAAGGUUCCUGACGAUUGAGGAGAAGGUUCCUAACGCUGAGGACAACGUUCCUGACCCUGAGGACAAGGUUCCUGACGCUGAGAGCAAGGAUACUAGCGCUGAGGACAAGGUUCCAAACGCUGAGGACAAGGUUCCUGAGGCUGAAGACAAGGUUCCUGAGGCUGAAGACAAGGUUCCUGACGCAGAGGUCAAGGUUCCUGACGCUGAGGACAAAGUUUCUGACGCUGAAGACAAGGUUCCUGACGCUGAGGACAAGGUUCCUGACGCUGAGGACAAGGUUCCUGAGGCUGAAGACAAGGUUCCUGACGCAGAGGUCAAGGUUCCUGACGCUGACGACAAAGUUUCUGACGCUGAGGACAAGGUUCCUGACGCUGAGGACAAGGUUCCUGAGGCUCAAGAGAAGGUUCCUGAGGCUGAGGACAAGGUUCCUGACGCUGAGGACAAGGUUCCUGACGCUGAGGACAAGGUUCCUAACGCUGAGGACAAGGUUCCUGGCGCUAAGGACAAGGUUCCUGGCGUUGAGGACAAGGUUCCUGACGCUGAGGACAAGAUUCCUGACGCUGAGGACAAGGUUCCUGACGCUGAGGACAAGGUUCCUAGCGCUGAGGACAAGGUUCCUAACGCUGAGGACAAGGUUCCUGGCGCUGAGGACAAGGUUCCUAGCGCUGAGGACAAGGUUCCUAACGCUGAGGACAAGGUUCCUGACGCUGAGGACAAGGUUCCUGGCUCUGAGGACAAGAUUCCUGACGCUGAGGACACGGUUCCUGACGCUGAGGAUCGGCCAAGGUUCCUGACGCUGAGGACAAGGUUCCUGGCGCUGAGGACAAGGUUCCUGGCGUUGAGGACAAGGUUCCUGGCGCUGAGGACAAGAUUCCUGACGCUGAGGACACGGUUCCUGACGCUGAGGACCGGCCAAGGUUCCUGGCGCUGAGGACAAGGUUCCUGGCGUUGAGGACAAGGUUCCUGACGCUGAGGACAAGAUUCCUCACGCUGAGGACAAGGUUCCUGACGCUGAGGACAAGGUUCCUAGCGCUGAGGACAAGGUUCCUAACGCUGAGGACAAGGUUCCUGACGCUGAGAACAAGGUUCCUGAGCCUGAGGACAAGGUUCCUGACGCUGAGGACAAGGUUCCUGAGCUGAGGACAAGGUUCCUGACGCUGAGGACAAGGUUCCUGACGCUGAGGACAAGGUUCCUGACGCUGAGAACAAGGUUCCUGAGCCUGAGGACAAGGUUCCUGACGCUGAGGACAAGGUUCCUGAGCCUGAGGACAAGGUUCCUGACGCUGAGGACACGGUUGCUGACGCUGAGGAUCGGCCAAGGUUCCUGACGCUGAGGACAAUAUUCCUGGCGCUGAGGACAAGGUUCCUGGCGCUGAGGACAAGGUUCCUGACGCUGAGGACAAGGUUCCUGACGCUGAGGACACGGUUCCUGACGCUGAGGACCAGGUUCCUGACGCUGAGGACAAGGUUCCUGGCGCUGAGGACAAGGUUUCUGGCGCUGAGGGCAAGGUUCCUGGCGCUGAGGACAAGGUUCCUGGCUCUGAGGACAAGGUUCCUGACGCUGAGGACAAGGUUCCUAGCGCUGAGGACAAGGUUCCUAACGCUGAGGACAAGGUUCCUGACCCUGAGAACAAGGUUCCUUAGCCUGAGAACAAGGUUCCUGACGCUGAGAACAAGGUUCCUGAGCCUGAGAACAAGGUUCCUGACGCUGAGGACACGGUUCCUGACGCUGAGGAUCGGCCAAGGUUCCUGACGCUGAGGACAAGAUUCCUGACGCUGAGGACACGGUUCCUGACGCUGAGGAUCGGCCAGGGUUCCUGGCACUGAGGACAAGGUUCCUGGCGCUGAGGGCAAGGUUCCUGGCGUUGAGGACAAGGUUCCUGACGCUGAGGACAAGAUUUCUGACGCUGAGGACAAGGUUCCUGACGCUGAGGACAAGGUUCCUAGCGCUGAGGACAAGGUUUCUAACGCUGAGGACAAGGUUCCUGACGCUGAGGACAAGGUUCCUGGCUCUGAGGACAAGGUUGCUGACGCUGAGGACAAGGUUCCUGAGCCUGAGGACAAGGUUCCUGACGCUGAGGACACGGUUCCUGACCCUGAGGAUCGGCCAAGGUUCCUGACGCUGAGGACAAUGUUGCUGACGCUGAGGACAAGGUUCCUGGCGCUGAGGACAAGGUUCCUGACGCUGAGGACAAGAUUCCUGACGCUGAGGACAAGGUUCCUAACGCUAAGGAGAAGGUUCCUAACGCUGAGGACAAGGUUCCUGCAGCUGACGUUGAGGACAAGGUUCCUGACGCUGUGGACAAGGUUUCUGACGCUGAGGACAAGGUUCGUGACGCUGAGGACAAGGUUCUUGACGCUGAGGACAAGGUUCCUGACGCUGAGGACAAGGUUCGUGACGCUGAGGACAAGGUUUCUGAUGCUGAGGACAAUGUUCCUGACGCUGAGGACAAGGUUUCUGACGCUGAGGACAAG
This is a messenger RNA of Paramuricea clavata, 8475 nucleotides long. NCBI's taxonomy places the organism in Eukaryota, Metazoa, Cnidaria, Anthozoa, Malacalcyonacea, Plexauridae. The record is from the annotation of a GenBank genome assembly.